GUGUGAGGUGGUGCCGCGCUGUGGCAAGCCCUGGGGUUUUUCCCUGCCCGUAGCGAGGGAAGGUCGGAGGACAGCCCCCGGCCUGCCCGGCUCUGUAACGGCUUGGGGCCGCCGUGCCGAGCCCCGCGCACCGGGUUCAGAGCAGCCCCUUCGCUGCGGCUCGGCGGGCCGCGGCGGUGAGGAGGCUGCUCCCCCCUCAGGCUGCUCGUCCCGCCGAGCAGCGCAGGGCCGUGGGACGGGGACGGGGAGGAACCCGAGCUCCCAGGCCCUGCGUGCUUGCGGGCACCGGGGCUCGGCCUCUGCCGGCUGGUGGUGCGGCUGCGCCUGCGUUUGUGUUGCUGCUCCUGGGUGCUGUGGUAUCAGGCCUUGUUUUAUACAGUUGCAGUGGCGUCGUGCCAUUUUCUAACUUGUUAAAUGAGUCAGCUUAAAGUGUACUAUAUGAAAUUAUAGAACCUUAGUUAAAACUUGCUUACUAUAAGUAAGUGAAAUAGAGAUGGAACAAGUCAUAAUGGGGAAAACAGCUGAAGUCAGAAGGGUUUGCAGUGUGUCCUGCAUGUGCAUGGAACUGCCUGUGGAAACAUAGGUGCGAUAAUUCUGAAAAUUGAACUCUUAAACAAGUUUGCACAGCAGGUGUUUGCUCCAGGAAGUGCAUAUGGUUGUCCGCAACAGUUUCAGGGAGUUGAUUUUUCUUCCUGAAAAGAGGACCCAUGAUGUCUGUGGUACAUCGGCUGACAGCCGGGUGGCUCGUGGAUCAUCUCUCUUUCAUCAACCAGUGUGGCUAUGAGAUCUGUGACUCCUUUGCAUACCCUGAUGAUGCCAGGCACAAGAGUACUUCUGGCACAUCUACUGGAGAUUGUCGUGCUACUUCUACCGUUGCUACCACCUCAUCAAGAAAUGGUCCUAUUCCUGGACCUGGAGAUCCAACAGAAACAGAAAUUAAAACUGUAAAAAUGAAAUACGUGUUUCGGGAGGAGUUCUUUGAUAUUUCUAAGCCCCAUAUAGCUUCAGCUCUUGAGGAGCAGCUGUGGCAGGGGUGUCCUGAGUUGAGUCUCACAAAUAUUAAGGCCAACAGCAACAGAGAGGAACACCAAGAAGGAACCAAGAGUGGCAUUGGAGAUUCUGUUGCCAGUGCUAGGAAGAAACGUAAAAGGAAAAGUGUAUUCAACCAAGGUGAACUGGAUGCUUUAGAAUACCAUUCGAAGGUCAGGAAGCUCAUUUGGGAAGGCACUUUGCAUUUAGUCCAAGAAGGACUCAAAAGUGGUUUUCUUCACCACACUACGGCAGAACUGAAUUGCAGGAAGAAUGUUGUUCCUGGACACAUUGGCUGUGGGUUGGCUGAAUUAUGUGAAAUGGCAAAGCAGUUUCCAGAUGUGAAUGAAAGUGACCAUCAAGCUGUACAUGUGCUAGAUGAUGAAAUCUCGAUUCCAGAGCAGGACCUGCUUUCGUGUGUUACAGAAAACAGCUCAAACUGUGCAAAGAUAGUUGUGUUAAUGGGGCAGAAGUACUUGGUGCCACCAAAAAGCAGUUUCCUCUUAUCUGAUAUUUCAUGUUUACAGCCCCUGCUGAACUACAAGAAAAAAUAUGACGUAAUUGUGAUUGAUCCACCAUGGGAGAACAAGUCCAUUAAAAGGAGUAACAGAUACAGCCACUUACCUUCAUGGCAAAUCAAGCAGAUUCCUGUACCAGCACUAGCUGUUCCAAAUUGUCUUGUAGUCACAUGGGUGACUAAUAGACAGAAGCACUUACGUUUUGUUAAGGAUGAACUUUAUCCUCAUUGGUCUGUGAAAACGCUUGCUGAGUGGCACUGGGUAAAAAUCACUAGAGCUGGAGAAUUUGUAUUGCCUUUGGAUUCUUUACACAAAAAGCCGUAUGAAGUUCUUGUAUUGGGGAGAGUUGAAGGAGAUACAGAAGAAGGUUUAAGGAAACCUGAAGAUGUACUUCCAAUUCCAGAGCGUAAGUUAAUUGUCAGCAUACCCAGCAGCCUGCAUUCACAUAAACCCCCUCUUACUGUUGGAGAGAUCAUUCAUAAGGAAUUGUUUGAAGAGUUUUGCCUUUACAUUUAUAGACCUGCUGGAAAUUUCACAGAAAUUAAAAUAACUUCAGCAAGGAUUUAUUACUGAAGAAAAGUAGAUGUGGGAAUAAAACCCAGGAAAAAAAGCAAAACCAAAACACCACUGCAAACAAAAAGCCUUUGGCAGAGAAAGGACACCAAUCAAGACACAAACUGAGUUUUGAAAGUAUUGGUAAUUAAAAUGCUUCAUUUAGUAUGGACAAUAAUAAAAGAGAAGUAUAUUUGAAAUCCAAAGCAGGUUUAUUAAUUUUGCAGAUCUUCUAGAUGCUAGUUAAGAAGUUAUGAUUUAUAAUAUCCAAAAUUAACCCAGCUAUAAAGAAAUCUAUCUGUUAAUAGUUUUGCUACUGCAUCUGCCAUUUUGGUGCCUGAGCACCAUUUGCUCUUUUUAUCCGGGCUAAAAAACAGCAAUCAAAAACCUGUGGAGAGUUUGCGUUUUUUAAGGAUGUUCUAGCCCAAGCUGGUUUGAUACAGCCACCUGCAGUAAUUGCCCAGCUUGGUGAUUCAUUAACCAGUUGUUGAAUUUUGUUUCCAUGACAACUUCCUAUAUUGUAUUAUCUUAUAAACUCAGUAGAAUUCAACCAUCAACUUAAAACACCUAAAUGUUUCUCCGAGAUGCAUCUCUUGUUUCCUUGGCAACUUCCUUUCAAGUCACCCUAGGAUAUUUCAAGGCACCCAAGACAAAUUCCAUCACAUUGAUCUUUUUAAUGAAUUUACACUGACCUGCAGUAUACUCAUUGUACCAAACUUAAAAUAUUAGAUGACAGAAUCUUUAUUGAUUUCAUUCAAAUGCUGCUUCUCAGAUGAAAUCCAAUUACUUUGACCCAGUGCGUACAUUUUCCCCAUUAAGGCUGCAAAAACAAUGCUGUAAGGCACUAUCUAUAUAUAUAUACAGACCAAUUUGAAGAUUAAAACCAACUUUGCAUACUAAGUGCAAUAUUUAUGACAGAAACAAGGACACGUUUUUCUGCUCCAGAGUAAUGUAUAAUUAUUAAGAUAAAUUUGAAUGAGACAAGGUGAAUGCAGAAGAAAACACAAGAAGCAUUAACGCUUGCAUUCUUUCUGGUACAUUGAAAAUGCAGUAGUUAAAAAAAUCAUAACAGAAGCAGAACAUCCCAGAUGCUAAAUCCCCACCCCCCAAAGAAAAGAAGAAGAAAAAAAAGGAAAGAUGUAACACUGAUGUCAUCCUGGUCACAAAAUAUGGCAAAAGUUGGUGAUUCAGCAGGUCUUCCCUUAGUUCUGCACAUGCUAUAAAUUGUGCUGCCUUGGAGCAGCGUAAGAUGCUGAAACAAACCAGAUGAAUCUUGCAUCUUUGCUGCAGUCUCUUCCUCCAAAGUCCCUUAAGGAAACAGUGACCAGUUCUGAGCCAAUAUUUAGUCUCUACAGUGGGUAAAGGCUAUUUUCAUCUCCCACUUUUCUCCUUCCAGAGACUGGUCCCACAGCUUAAAGAAGUGAGAGCUGGAUCUGUGACAAUUGAAUGAAAAAGCGGAAAGCAGAUCAGACCGUGAAAAUUAAUCUCUUCUGGAGAUAAGAAAGAGCUAAAAGUCUAAGAUCCAGGCGCUUUAGUCUUAUUACCCAUCUACAUUAUUUAUUCCUACCAUCUCGGUAUUCCCAGUGUAAAUCCAUAUCCUAUUAUUUCUGAAACUGGCCUACCUUCUUACAUCAGCAUCUGUACUUUGCUGACCUCAGCCCUGGUUUAGCAUCUUCCUGUUUUUCUCAUGGCUUGCUUUCAUCUGGUUUAUUAAGUAUGCUUCACUCUAAAGUGACCCAGACAACACAAGUGCACAGGCUGAUUUAGCCUCUGUGCAGAUGGAUGCAGAAACCAUUAAAGUUAGCACCUGCAGCAUCCUUUGCCGAUAUGUUUUUCAGAUCUCUCCUGCAAGGGUAAUUUGCUGCUUUCAGAGAUGUUCUGGAAGCUUUUGCAUCUCAGUUUGAAUGUCUCCAAUUCACUGUUUUUCAGAGGAAGAGAGAUGUGAAGCCGAGAGAGUGCUCCGCAGCGCCCGUGCUUGCUGCUUUGCCAACCUUUAGGAGCAUCUGCUUUUGGAGCCGGAAGAAAAUUUGUGUUUGUGCUCAUAUUCACAGAAGCUCAAGGUUUAGGAACAGGUGUUGACUCUGGUAGGAUAUUUCAAACUUGUUCUUAAAAUUUCUUCACAAGGAUGAAAUAACCCUUCUUACAUGACAAGAACAACUUCCUUUUCUGAAUCUGUGUUACCGAGAUGAGCUGGCUCAAGCAAGAGCAACUUUCUGAGUAUGUUUGAAUCUGAGGUUUUAAUCUGAACCAGGUAGCCUUACCCAGGAAAGACUUGGGGCUAGUCUCUUUUGGUGAAGAUCCUUUGAGUCUAGUUCUGUCUGGUGCACAUGAGAUCAGAAGGGAGGGAAGAAGCAGUGGAAGAUGAGAAGGACCAUGUUUUUACGGCUGUGGGAACUGGCUGUCAUGGUGUCAAGAAAUACAAAUAUUUAUGUAAAAGAAAUAGAAUUGCUGCUGGCAAAGAGAUGAAUGAAGGAUGUUUUAAGAGAGAGAAGAGUAAUUUUACUGAUUUGAAGUUAGGCUUGGUACCAAGGAGAAACCUGAGACAAAAUUAACUACUUUAAGCUUUUAAAAAGCCGAUCAAGCAAACAGACCUUAGCAAAGCCUUGAAUCACAUUAAUGCUAAUCGACAGAUGUGCAACACUUGAGAAGAAGAUGAGACAUAGAGUUAUAUGUAAAAACUAAGUAACAAUAGUUUUGUAAGAGGUAACUGGAGAUGAUUAAUUCACACCUUAAAAAAAGAAUUAGCGAGUUCUUUGUCUAAGCCAGAACGAUCAUUCCUCUACCUUGUAUCUGCUGCUUUCUUACUUUCGCCUGGCAGGAAAUGAUCCUUUGAAGACAUAAUGACUUGUCUAAUUUUCUGCAUGUUAGAAGUCUCAUUAAGUAUAAUAAAUUAUUAAUGCCAAAGAGAUUAUGGUGGAGAGCAUUUGUUGGAUCAAAGAUACAAGUGUUAAGCCCUUCUGGCAAAAGCUGUGUUUGUCUAUGUCUGUACAGUACCAGUUUACUGGGACCCCAAGCUUGAUAGCCUGAUAGCUUUGGGUAGGAUAAAUAAUAACAACAUUUGUAGGUACCAGAUUAUAUGAUGAAUGUGUAAUUUCAGGCAAACUUCAAAUGCUGGGCAAGUCAAAUGCUAUUAAACUUCCUUGUCUCUUAAGCUAUAUUAUAUCUUUUUUUUAAAAGAAUUGCACAUGCUCUUUCCAAAUCUCCAAUGCAUUUCAUAGUGUUUGGUAGAUGACUUGCACUGCCAAGACUUGCUGUUAUGCAGAAUGCACUUUAAUUAGGAUUUUAAUGGAUUUCUUAUGUCACCAUUCAGGGUUAUAAUAUGCUGUUUUCUCUGGUGUUUUAGCCUAGUGGUAAAAUAUUAAUAUAAAAUUUUUAGUAGAAACUGCUCUUUGAAAGUAUUUUUUUGUUCUUGCUUUUCUCAACUAAUUGUUCUCUGUUACACAAGUAUUUCAACUUUAUUUAGGUGGGUGUAUCAAUACGCGAUAGACUGAUUGCUGGAGGAGAUUAAAGGACUAGGGUCAGGAAACACAGUAAAAGUCUUCCCAAUGAUUUCAAUUCACUUUGGAUUGUGCUGGAGCAAAUACUUUAAAAUACUACAGUUCCAUAUUGACACUAAUGUUAUGGCAGGUUCUUAGUAAACUAAGGUAUUUUCUUUCUGAAAAUACAUGAUGCCAAGACUAGAAAGAAUAUUUCCUGAAAGUGAUCAUCUGUUUGUUUUAGUCAUAAUGUAGCUCUGAGCAAGAAACACAAAUGUAUGUGUGUUUGAAAUAAAGAGCAUUUAUUGUA
Molecule: messenger RNA, 5885 nt
Organism: Falco peregrinus (peregrine falcon)
Lineage: Eukaryota; Metazoa; Chordata; Aves; Falconiformes; Falconidae
Gene: METTL4
Product: methyltransferase 4, N6-adenosine
Exons: 9
Coding region: 708-2120 (470 amino acids)
Cellular component (GO): nucleus; RNA N6-methyladenosine methyltransferase complex; cytosol
Molecular function (GO): RNA methyltransferase activity; nucleic acid binding; site-specific DNA-methyltransferase (adenine-specific) activity
Source: RefSeq, a predicted model, not a curated record